This is a messenger RNA of Stomoxys calcitrans (stable fly), 2575 nucleotides long. RefSeq names its product fizzy-related protein homolog (gene fzr). The record is from RefSeq and is a predicted model, not a curated record. The transcript has 7 exons. Gene Ontology annotation, molecular function: ubiquitin ligase activator activity; protein binding; anaphase-promoting complex binding. Gene Ontology annotation, biological process: anaphase-promoting complex-dependent catabolic process; positive regulation of anaphase-promoting complex-dependent catabolic process; positive regulation of ubiquitin protein ligase activity. Gene Ontology annotation, cellular component: anaphase-promoting complex. Bases 735 to 2171 code for a protein of 478 amino acids. Lineage: Eukaryota; Metazoa; Arthropoda; Insecta; Diptera; Muscidae.
UUCUCUUGGCCAAGACGGUGUGACGGGUGACGGACAAAAAAUAUAAGCAUUCAUACGAAAAUACGAAAAAACCAGCGCCAAGAUUAUCGGGAGUAAUAUUAACAUUGUGCAACCUGUAUUAUCUACAACAAUAUCUAUUUGAUAAAGUUAUAUUGUGUAAUCGAGUGUUAGAUGAGUUUAUCAAACGAUAUUUUCCCCCAUAUUUUUUUUUCUUUGCGCACAAUGUGUCAAAGUUUUCCUAUUGUGUAAGUGUGUUUGUGAAUGCUGCUGCUGCUUGGCCUAAAGAAAAACUGUAAAUUUCCAAUUUUGAGCUCUUAGAAAAAAAAGCAUAGAUAAAUUUUUCCAAAAAUCUUGUUAGUUUGGUGAAAGCAAUAGAAAAUUUGAAGUAAACCCGGUCAUAAGUGAAAAAUAGAAUCAAGAAAUUUUGUUUGUUUAUAUAAAAAAUACGUUGAAAGAAAUUAUUAUUGUGCGUCAAAGAAGAAAUAGAAUACAAACAAGAACAAGAGUGACAACAACAACUUCUACCCAAGGAGAGUACGAUUUUGCAUCAUUGGCUUGCUGUCAAAAAUAGGGGAAGCAGUUACUUAAUAUUCUCUCACAUUCGGCUAUAAUUAAAUAAUUUUGAUUCUAUUUUGGAAAAUUUUUACAUUUCGUAUAUAUUUUAUUUGUAAAACUAUUGAUCUCUUAAACUAAAUCUAUCACCGCCAUUGUCGUUCGCGCUUAUCUUUUUAACCAUGUUCAGUCCCGAAUAUGAGAAACGCAUAUUAAAACAUUUUAGUCCCGUGGCUAGAAAUCUUUUCAAUUCAUUUGAAGUUGCUUCAACCACAUCAUCGCUGGAUCGAUUUAUACCUUGCAGAGCAAACAAUAAUUGGCAAACAAAUUUCGCUUCAAUAAACAAAUCAGAUGAAAACUCGCCACAGACUAGUAAAAAACAAAGGGAUUGCGGUGAAACGGCGCGCGAUAGUUUAGCAUAUUCUUGCCUGCUGAAAAACGAACUACUAGGCACAGCCAUUGAAGACGUUAAGGCAAUCAGUGAUGAGCGCAAUGAGAAUGCCUAUACACCAAGAGCCAAAAGGAGUCUUUUCAAAUAUCAAUCACCUACCAAACAGGAUUUCAAUGAACAAUGCCCAUAUUCAUUGUCACCAGUUAGUACGAAAAGUCAAAAGCUGUUAAGAUCGCCCAGAAAAGCUACAAGAAAAAUAUCACGCAUUCCUUUUAAAGUCUUGGAUGCUCCCGAAUUACAAGAUGACUUUUAUUUAAAUUUAGUCGAUUGGUCAUCACAAAACGUUUUGGCUGUUGGUUUAGGUAGUUGUGUUUACCUAUGGAGUGCCUGCACAAGUCAAGUAACACGUUUGUGUGACCUUAGCCCUGAUGCUAAUACCGUAACUUCAGUUUCUUGGAAUGAACGUGGCAAUUUGGUAGCAGUUGGUACACAUCAUGGCUAUGUGACCGUAUGGGAUGUGGCAGCUAGCAAACAGAUCAAUAAAUUAAUUGGUCACUCUGCCCGUGUAGGAGCUUUGGCAUGGAACAAUGACAUUCUAUCAAGUGGUUCACGUGAUCGUCUUAUAAUACAAAGAGAUACCCGCACACCAGCCCAACAAUCUGAACGCCGUUUAGUGGGCCAUCGGCAAGAGGUGUGUGGUCUCAAAUGGUCUCCCGAUAAUCAAUAUUUGGCCAGUGGUGGCAAUGACAAUCGCCUGUAUGUAUGGAAUCAACAUUCUCUCAACCCCGUACAAUCCUACACCGAGCAUAUGGCUGCUGUUAAGGCCAUAGCCUGGUCACCACAUCACCAUGGUUUAUUGGCUAGUGGAGGUGGCACUGCUGAUCGUUGUAUACGCUUUUGGAAUACCCUAACGGGACAGCCUAUGCAAUGUGUCGAUACAGGAUCACAAGUUUGCAAUUUGGCCUGGUCUAAACACUCAUCCGAAUUGGUGUCUACACAUGGUUAUUCACAAAAUCAAAUUUUGGUGUGGAAAUAUCCAUCGUUAACGCAAGUGGCCAAACUAACCGGCCACUCUUAUCGUGUUCUGUACUUAGCUUUAAGUCCGGAUGGUGAAGCUAUAGUGACGGGGGCUGGAGAUGAGACAUUGAGAUUUUGGAAUGUCUUUAGCAAGGCCAGGAGUCAAAAGGAAAAUAAAUCUGUUUUAAAUUUAUUUACAAAUAUUAGAUAAAUUACCAAACAAACACCUGAUCAUCAGCAGCAGCAACAGAUGAAGAAAAUUAAAAGAAAAAAAAUGUCAAAAAAAGAUUACAAGCUAUAAGAAUUAUAUAAAAGAAUUAGUGCUAAGCAAAAUUUUCCUAAUGUUCUUGCAAUCUAGAAGAAUGAAGAAGCUGCAACAAAAUUCUCAUUAUCAUCUCUCUCACUCGCUCGCUCUUAAUCGUCAUGCAAUCAAACAACCAAAAUGCCGCCAAGCACUUUCCUAGAGAGCAAAUCACCAAAUAUGUUUAUUAAGAACUAAUUGUGAAUGAUUGAAUGAAAGAAGAAAGAAACAAGAAACUGAAGACGUAGAUAAAAAGCAACUAAAGGAUAAAUCACUGACUGACUUGUUUUAUAUUUAAAAAUUUUCGCUUUUUU